Molecule: messenger RNA, 1274 nt
Organism: Linderina pennispora
Lineage: Eukaryota; Fungi; Kickxellomycota; Kickxellomycetes; Kickxellales; Kickxellaceae
Exons: 2
Coding region: 140-1162 (340 amino acids)
Biological process (GO): carbohydrate metabolic process
Molecular function (GO): hydrolase activity, hydrolyzing O-glycosyl compounds
Source: RefSeq, a predicted model, not a curated record
GCUUCCCUGAAAUUUCUAUCAUCUAGUGCCUUUCUACACCAGACUUUUUAAUUCUAAUCCUGUACACUCGCUUCUUGACGACGCCCCUGUACCUCUAUUCCCCCCCUAUUCUCCGCCUUACUACCCUUAAACCACAAUCAUGAAGAUCACCGCCUUCUCCGCCGUGCUCGCCUCCGCGCUGGCCAUGGUUCCCGCCGCCUUCGCCGAGAGCACCUGCGACCAGUUCUCGCCGUGCUACCGCGAGGGCUACUGCAAUGUCAACGCCGCCUUCUGCCUGUACGGCCUCUGCGUCCCCUCCAAGUCGUACAACUCGACCUCGUGCUGGCCGGCCGAGGGCUGCGCCUCGCAGACCGUGAACUUUGACAAGUCCAACGACAUCAUCAGCAUCUACAAGUACUCGGGCGAUGCCUCGCAGAACGCCUUCCUGUCGAUCUUCGACCCGGACAACACCGCGAUCAACAACGGCAACCUGGAGCUCUCGAUGAAGUACAAUGCUGCGCAGAAGGCCGGCUUCGGUGCUACCGCUGAUGCCUCGCACACGAUCAAGUACGGCAAGGUCACGGCGCGCGUCAAGACCGCAUCGAUCGCCAAGGGUGUUGUGUCGUCGUUUAUUAUUCGCGACGACAACACCGGCGACGAGAUCGACUUUGAGUGGGUCGGUCUGUCGCCCAACCAGGUCCAGACCAACUACUAUGCGAACAACGUCAUUGACUACACCAAGAUGGUCCCGUACGAUCUGGGCGUCGACACCUCGGCCGCCUACCACGACUACGAGAUCAACUGGACCGCCGACAGCAUUGUCUGGUCGGUCGACGGCAAGCCCAUCCGCACUCUGAAGAAGGCCGAUACCUAUAACGCCGCCACGAACACCUACUCCUUCCCGUCGUCCGAGGCUCGCAUUGCCUUCUCGAUCUGGGACGGUGGAUCUGGCGCCCAGGGCACUGCUGACUGGGCCGGCCACCCGACCCCGUGGAACGCUGACACUGUCUACAAGAUGUACGUCGACUCGGCUGAGGAGUCGUCCGCUGUCGCUUCGUCGUCGGAGCUGAACUCGAAGUCUGCUGCUGAGUCGUCUGCUGCUGAUGCCAGCACUGGUGCUGCCACUGCUACCGGUGCUCCGGCCACCGACGCCGCCACUGCCACUGGCGCUCCGGGCCACUGACUCCCCGGCUGGCUCUGCCGUCAGCCCCAUCUACUCGUCCACCUCGUCGGUCAAGAAGUGCAUCCACCACUAAUUGACCUAAAGAUCCACGUUGAUUAGCUUUUUUUUUUUU